GAGACCAACGGCGAUACACUGAAGAUGGCUAUGGUAAGAAAGCCAAAAACAAGGAAACAUAACAGACGUCGCAGACAAAAUGCAUCGAAGAAAACUGACCAGGACCAGACAGGGUUAAAUGGCAAACAAAAGAAGAGCAAAAAGAAGAAAAUUAACAAGAUAGAAACAAUUAACGAUGCUGAACUGGCCUACAGGUUAACUGCCCUCCGAGGUGCCAGUAACCAAAAAGGUAUAUACAAAAUAACUGACCCUAAGAAGGUAGAGAUGAAUAAAAUGACUGCGAACAAGGCCAAGGUGAAAAGCCUCACCAAUGGUAAAAACAAAAGACACAAGAGUGUUGGUGUGUGAGUUAAAUAUUUAUUUAAUGAAGAAGGAAAUAUUUUUGUUUAGUGAAUUAUGAUUAGGAGUUUUAUUUAUAA
This is a messenger RNA of Cherax quadricarinatus, 419 nucleotides long. The record is from RefSeq and is a predicted model, not a curated record. NCBI's taxonomy places the organism in Eukaryota, Metazoa, Arthropoda, Malacostraca, Decapoda, Parastacidae.